AUUGGUGGCGAAAGCCAUUUCGGAAUCACUGGGUCGACCGAUGUUUGCCCUGCGCCAGAGCGUCGUCCGUGCCCAAGUCGCCCGCGCGUCCGUGGCGGUCCGCAGCUUCGCCGCCCCCGCCAAGGCCCCUGCCAAGGCCAAGGACAAGAAGGGCGGCCCCAAGGUGCUUGAGGAGGCCGUCGAUAUCACCAAGUACGCCCCCGUCAACAUCCUCAAGGAUGGCGCGCACCCCGAGCUCAAGCCCCGGGAAGAGUACCCUGAAUGGCUCUUCACGCUCCUCGAGCCCAAGCCGACGCUCGGUGAGCUCGAGCGCAAGGGCUAUGAGAACUUGGAGUCGAUGGAGGACAAGCGGCGAUUGAUCAAGCUGUCGUACCGCCGUGCGAUCAAGGAGAAGAAUGCGUCCAAGUCCAAGAAGUAAAAGGCCUACCGCAGUGUGUUUGAUAGAUAGAACAAGCAAACAAGACCUUGUUUGCCGUAUUCUCUAGUUCAAUGCGCUGCCGCCAGAGAAGUGCUACGCGUCGCCACGA
Molecule: messenger RNA, 527 nt
Organism: Saprolegnia diclina VS20
Lineage: Eukaryota; Oomycota; Saprolegniomycetes; Saprolegniales; Saprolegniaceae
Exons: 1
Coding region: 41-418 (125 amino acids)
Cellular component (GO): mitochondrial large ribosomal subunit
Molecular function (GO): structural constituent of ribosome
Source: RefSeq, a predicted model, not a curated record